Messenger RNA from Sarcophilus harrisii (Tasmanian devil), 6968 nucleotides. RefSeq names its product sortilin 1 (gene SORT1). Bases 80 to 2599 code for a protein of 839 amino acids. Gene Ontology annotation, molecular function: protein binding. NCBI's taxonomy places the organism in Eukaryota, Metazoa, Chordata, Mammalia, Dasyuromorphia, Dasyuridae. The transcript is spliced from 20 exons. The record is from RefSeq and is a predicted model, not a curated record. Gene Ontology annotation, cellular component: Golgi apparatus; membrane. Gene Ontology annotation, biological process: Golgi to endosome transport; vesicle organization; endocytosis.
GCGGAGGGGGUGUGGCGGAGCGCCGAAGAGGGGAGCGGGCGUUUGAGGUUGCAGGUGUCGGCAUCGGCGUCUGACAGCGAUGGAGCCGCCCCGGGGAGCUGCUGCAGCCGCCGUCGGUGGUCUCUCGCUUUGGCUCCGCGGUCUCGGCCUCCUCCUGCUGCUGCCCGCGCUCCCGGCCGACCCCGGUUGGGACCGGCUGGACGCUCCGCGGCCGCUGGCGGCCGGGACUCGGACUACCCUGCUGGCCGGCCCGCCGGGCCCCUCGCUGGGGAGCCCUCGGUGGGGAGCCGAGGUCAGGCCCGGCGGCGGCCGGCGGCGGCGCAGCCUGAGCGGGGAGGACGAGGGUUGCAGCCCGCUACGGGGCUUCGAGGCCAGUCUGGUCAACAACACGCACCAGCAUAUAUUUGAUGAUCUCAGUGGCUCAGUAUCUCUCUCAUGGGUUGGAGACAGCACUGGAGUCAUUCUAGUCUUGACCACAUUUCACGUACCAUUGGUAAUCAUGACUUUUGGGCAGUCUAAACUUUAUCGAAGUGAGGACUAUGGAAAGAACUUUAAGGAUAUCACAAAUCUCAUCAAUAACACUUUCAUUCGGACUGAAUUUGGAAUGGCUAUUGGACCUGAAAACUCUGGGAAGGUAAUUUUGACAGGGGAUGUGUCUGGAGGAAGUCAUGGAGGAAGAAUCUUUAGAUCAUCCAACUUCGCAAAGAAUUUUGUUCAGACAGAUCUUCCUUUUCAUCCUCUGACUCAGAUGACCUAUAAUCCCCAGAAUUCUGACUACCUUUUGGUCGUCAGCUCUGAAAAUGGCCUAUGGGUAUCAAGGAACUUUGGGGGAAAAUGGGAAGAAAUCCACAAAGCAGUGUGUUUGGCCAAAUGGGGAUCACAGAACACCAUCUUCUUCACUACCUAUGUGAAUGGCUCUUGCAAAGCUGAUCUUGGAGUAUUGGAAUUAAGAAGAACCUCUGAUUUUGGCAAAAGCAUCAAGACCAUUGGAGUAAAAAUCUAUUCUUUUGGCUUGGGAGGACGAUUCCUCUUUGCUUCAGUAAUGGCUGAGAAGGGUGCAACAAGAAGGAUCCAUGUUUCCACAGAUGAAGGAGAGACAUGGAGUAUGGCUCAGCUACCUUCUGUGGGACAGGAACAGUUCUACUCUAUUUUAGCAGCGAAUGAUGAUAUGGUAUUCAUGCAUGUCGAUGAACCUGGAGAUACUGGAUUUGGCACAAUCUAUAUCUCAGAUGAUCGAGGCAUUGUUUAUUCCAAAUCACUGGAGCGGCAUCUUUAUACUACGACAGGAGGGGACACAGACUUCACCAACGUGACUUCCCUUCGCGGAGUCUACAUGACCAGCGUCCUCUCUGAAGAUAAUUCUAUCCAGUCCAUGAUUACUUUUGACCAAGGAGGAAGAUGGAAGCUCCUGAGGAAGCCUGAAAACAGCAAGUGUGACUCAACUGCUAAAAAUAAAGAAGAGUGCAGUCUCCACAUCCAUUCCUCCUACAGUAUUUCCCAGAAACUGAAUGUUCCAAUGGCACCCCUGUCAGAGCCCAAUGCUGUGGGCAUAGUCAUCGCUCAUGGUAGUGUGGGAGAUGCCAUUUCCGUGAUGAUCCCGGACGUUUACAUCACCGAUGAUGGGGGCUACUCCUGGACCAAGAUGCUGGAGGGACCUCACUAUUACACCAUCCUGGAUUCGGGGGGCUUGAUCGUGGCCAUUGAGCACAGCCGCCAUCCUAUCAAUGUGAUUAAGUUCUCCACGGAUGAAGGACAGUGCUGGAACAAAUACUCAUUUUCCAAAGAACCCAUUUAUUUCACUGGCCUUGCAUCUGAGCCUGGAGCUAAGUCCAUGAAUAUCAGCAUUUGGGGUUUCACGGAAUCUUUCUUGUCCCAGAAAUGGGUCUCCUACACCAUCGAUUUUAAAGACAUCCUUGUCAGGAACUGUGAAGAGAAGGACUAUACCAUCUGGCUGGCUCACUCUACAGACCCCGGAGACCAUGAUGAUGGGUGUAUCCUGGGCUACAAAGAGGAGUACCUCCGCCUGCGGAAGUCUUCGGUCUGUCACAAUGGUCGAGACUACAUGGUGACCAAACAGCCGUCCGUCUGCACCUGCACCCUAGAGGAUUUUCUCUGUGAUUUUGGCUACUUUCGUCCAGAAAAUGAUUCCAAGUGUGUGGAACAACCCGAAUUGAAGGGCCACGAUCUCGAGUUCUGUCUAUAUGGAAGAGAAGAGCAUUUGACAACAAAAGGGUACCGGAAAAUUCCUGGAGACAAAUGUCAAGGGGGGAUGAGUCCAGACCGCCAGGAAAAAGACUUGAAAAAGAAGUGUACGAGCAGUUACUUGAGUCCAGACAAGCAGGUACCAAUGGAGAAAUCUUCAUCAAAUUCUACUCCAAUUAUCCUGGCCAUCGUGGGAUUGAUGUUGAUCACAAUCAUAGCUGGAGUUCUCAUUGUAAAGAAAUACGUCUGUGGGGGCAGGUUUUUGGUGCAUAGAUAUUCAAUUCUACAGCAGCAUGCAGAAGCAAAUGGUGUCGAUGGAGUAGAUAGUUUGGACACAGUCUCCCACAACAAUAAAAAUACUUAUCAUGAUGACUCGGAUGAGGACCUCCUAGAAUAGUUGUCUGAAGGAGUUGGGACAGACAGGCUCAAGUGCUGGUGAUGAAUCUGCAUUGCUUCUCAUGAUGCCUGUUUCUCUGAUGUGUGGGGAACGUCUUUCCCAAUAUGAGGAACCCAGCUCCAUUUUUUUUUUGCUGCUUCCAUCCAGACCCAAAGGACCUUCACAACAGAAAUGCAAGACGGGGAUGGGAAACCCCUAAGACUCUUCAGGGUUCAAUGCCUCUAAGAAAAGAAGUUCUUAAAUAAUUUCUUUUUAUUUUAAUUUGUCCUUCUGCUGAGUGUGGUAGGGAUUUUCUUUUUUAAAAAAGGGAAAUGAAAUGGAGUUUGAAAGGAACGUUUCACUAAUGCUAUUAUUGCUGUAUUUUUACAUGGUGCCUACCUCAGGGUAGCUGCCAGCUCUAGCAUAAACUCUCACAUUGUGCUCCAUGCCGUCAUUGAGCUUUUACACGAAGCAGCUGCAAGAAUGAGGAUGGAGGCUGCAGAGAAUGACAUGGGCCUAACAGGUUUUCUCCAUCUGGGGACAAAGCUGAUCCAAGAACAGCAGACACUAGCUCGGCACACAACUCCCCCCGGGAUUUUACAGGGGCCAUAGACCACAGUGGUUUUUAUUUCCCCCAUUUUCAUCAGGCAAUACCCUUAUUUGUUGCUCUCCGAGUUAAAACUGAGCCAUGAGCUUCUGAAGUACUAAAUCAGGAAAACUUAAAAGGGAAAUAUUCUUAAUUGGGGGGAGGGAGGGAAUGGGAUAGAAGGGGAUAUAUUAGAUUUAGAAUCAAGUACAGAAGAAAUUAUUGUUCCUUUUGAAGCAUUUGUCAGACAUGCUUUGUAUUAUGUGUGUGCUAAUGAAUUUGCUGCAAAGUAUGUAUUUGAUAUGGUUGCUUGAUUGGGUUAAAUGAUUUCUUCAAGAGCUAAUUUUUUGAGUGAGCAGUGCAACCUCUGUAGGAGUAGGCAUUGCUGUAUUCCAUUUCUUUCAUUUUUGGCCCUUUGUACCUCACUGAACCAGUUGGUUGAAUUAUAAAAAAAAAUCCUAUUUUAGUUUCUUUUGAGUUGCUGUUUCUCCAUCCAUCAAGUUAGAACCAAGAUUUUCAGACUUACAGGCUUUUAAAAAAUGUAUUUCUGGAUUGCCCUCCUCAUCUCCAUUCCUUAUUCUGCCAAGCAAUUUGUUAGCUCAAAAUUUUGGCUAUACCCUUGCCCAUCUGGAGCCUUGCUGCUUAGAAAACAUCUUCCAAUCUAGAGGACAGAAGCUUUAUGAUACAUUUAAAAUUUGGGAGGGUAGGGGAACUCUUCAUUUUUUUUCCACAAUAAUGAAUUAUGGAAUUGGGGGUGAAUUUUUUUCUCAUAUAAAGAAAAGUUGCAAAAAUAUUUGCUGUACAUGAUACAGUAUAAUUAGUUCAGUUUAUGUGUACUGUGCUGGUCACAGUUUCUCAAUUUCCUCAUUUUCUCCUUUAACCGUAAUUUGGGAUUUUUCUAUCCUUAAAAACUGCUGAUUUACUGCUAGGCCACAAUUGUGGUAGGAAGUCGGUAAAGAUUAAAUGUGCCAAAUUAACUUUUGUUGACAUGCAUGAACAGAUGGCUAAAUUCUUCAUCAUCAGCAUGGAUUAACAACAGCAGGGAAAAAGUAGGGAAGAAAAAAUCCAGGAGACUUUGCAACUGCAGUAAAGUACAUGAGUGAGGAUUGCUUAGGAAGAAAAUGAAACAGAAAGUUACCACUUUUUAUAAAGGGAGCUAGGAUAUCUAUGUUAAGGCUAGAGAGCACCAGGGUUUUUAGGUGAAAAGCGGUUUUUAAAUAAUUAUCUCAAAUUAAAAUAUUUUCAGCAAUUCAUCUUCCUUUUCUUAAAACUGAUGCUCAGAAAACUUAUUUAUAUUACAUUCCCCUUCUCAUUAUAUAUUAAAUUAAGAACUGGCACUAUCUUCCUUUAAAUGUAAAUGUUAGAAAAUAAUAUACAGAAUAAUAACAUAUAAUGGAAAAGUUUUAAUAUUUUUAUUAGACAGUAAUACUGUCCAUUUUUACAUUUUCAUAUGCAAAGCACUUACGAAGACAUUCACAUAUCAAAGUCUGCAUUCCUAAAAUAUGUGUGCUCUUAGGAUUAUUCCCAUUUUGCAGGUGAUAAAAUUGAGUCAUAGAAUAAUUUGCUAACGAUGACACUGCAGUUAGGGGCAGAACUUGUUGCUGUAGUCUUAAGAUAACUUGGACAUUUUACUUCACAAAGUCCUAGGCUGAACAUUUGUUGUUUUAUCUUUAGCUUCAAAUGACUAUGGGUCUCUAGAAAAGGACUUGAUGGUAGUAUUUCUUUUUGUGCCUGUGGAGAGAAUAUUCCAGUGAUACAUUAUCAUCCAAUUUGUUUCUUUCGUUCUAUUUUGCUAAUUAGCCCAGUUGGUUAGAGAACAGCCUUAGUGAAAAGUAGGUCAAAGGUGCACUUCCCAUAUGUACUAUUUAACUGCUCUUCUGCAGUUGCAGCUUCAAAUCCCUUUCAAUGCUUUUGGACAGAUGUGGGAUUCUUGUGCGGGAGAGAGUUGGUCCUGUAGUAGACUAUUACUUAUUACUUGUAGGACAAAAAGGAGCUUGAGAUCUGUGACCACCUGCUGCGGGAUCAGUAGUGCUAUCUUUCUAGACCUUGUGGCAGCAGGAGUUGUGACUUCUGAAACUUUCAUUAAUGGCAUUUGCUGAAGAGAAGCUGGAAGUAUGUAGGACUGACCCCCAAGAUCAACUGAGCCCUUUAAUCUUGGUAGAGAAGUUGCUCUCCCCCCAAGAAGCAUUUGCUUCAAGCAGUCAUUUAGGCCGGUAUAUGGAGACAGGGGUGAGGUUCGGAGAUUUUAGAAAAGAUGUUGGAGGAGUGGAAUCCCUUGAAAGGAGUUCUGGGAGCAUUGUUGUCUUCCAUCAGGUGGCCCCAGCUGGGCCCAGAAAAUAUUCUUGGUCAGCUGGAGUGUCGUGGGACUCUUCAAUGUCGUUGAUUUGCCUCCGGUCUCCCUCAUCUUCCUAAGUUGGUCAUUGACAGAGGUGAACUAGAGACUGUGUCAGUAAGAAUGCUGCCCCAUCCUGCUGUAGACACUAAUCUGUACACCAUGAUUUGUCCUCUGGUAGCUUUGGGCUGGAGGUCCUAGAAAAAAGUACAGGAAGUCUCCAGGCUUUCCUUCUGGGCCUGAGGACAGGCGGGACUAGCCCAGCCCCAGUCCUUUGUCGCCCAUACGGGGGGGAGAGGCCAUCUCAUGUCCUGAGAACCUGACAUAGCAAUAAAUCGGGUUGUUUGAGCAGAUCUCCUGAACACCAGCACCUCCCUUCUUCAGUCGAGCAAGUGAACACAUGUGCUUCUUCUCUCAAACAGAACCAAAGUUAAGAUUUGCUGCGUCUGUCAGCACUUACAUGGCUUGCUGUCCCAUCCUGCCAUUGUCUCCCCAGUAGCCAGCCAGCUCCAGGAGCCCGCCCUGACCUAGGGAAUUGAUAGCCAUACCUACAAGUGCUCCAGGGCUUUCUUCCCUGUGGAGGCAGGACUGUCAUAACAGGAUCUUCUUGAUUUCUCUUGCUACAAUGAAACUGUCAGAAUUGAAAUACUAACUUGGAAUUAUCCACAACUACUUUCUAUGUUCAUUCUUUUAAACUGGUACAUUCUUAAUGGUCCUUGUUUCUACAUAGGUCAUAAAGCUGAUCUGUACCUUUUAUAUAUUAUACACACACGUGUGUCUAUAUAUUUGUGUGUGUGUAUACAUAUAUAUGGACACACACAAACAUAUAAAAACAUGUAUAUUUUACAUAAUAGUGAUUUAUCAACAUGCCCCAAGAUUUUAAUGAAACUUCCAUCUUUGGUUUUUUUGUCUGGUAACAUGAGCAGCUCCCUGGAAAUUCAAUCCACUUAGCUUCUUUGGAAACUCUAGGACGACUUUCCUAUUGUCCUAGUGGACAGGAAUGCUGAGGGUCUCCCUAUGUCCGAUGCCUGUGCCUGUUCCGUGUCUCUUCCCAAGCAAGUGGGGAUGCCAGUGCUUCCCCAACUGAGAGGUAGCUGCUUUUCUACUAAGGUGUAAGGUAGUACUGGAGAUGGUGUCGCUGCAUGUACUCUCUUUUUUCCAUUUUCUCUUCUCGGCACAGCCAAUUGCAUGUAGGGCAAAUGAUGUUCCAGUAACCCAUGUCCGUUACACAAUAAAGCCAUCACAUGUGCGCAUGUGAGUGUGUGUGCGUAUGCGCACACACACACACACACACCCCAAGCUCUUCCAUAUUUAGUAUCUUCCAAGAAAGGGUCAAAAAGAUUGAAAUGAAACUCAAAUUUCUUUAGCAUUAUGUAAAUAAAUCUGGAUGUGUUUAACUUUGUACUGGUAUUUUUCUGUAUAUUUGCAAUAUUUGGGUUAGAAUAAAACAGAAUGGACUUUGUGUUACCCGA